Messenger RNA from Gastrolobium bilobum, 1502 nucleotides. RefSeq names its product putative E3 ubiquitin-protein ligase RING1a. NCBI's taxonomy places the organism in Eukaryota, Viridiplantae, Streptophyta, Magnoliopsida, Fabales, Fabaceae. Bases 164 to 1375 code for a protein of 403 amino acids. The transcript is spliced from 11 exons. The record is from RefSeq and is a predicted model, not a curated record.
CAACCAACAAGAUGAGGAACAACAACAUAAUCAAUCCGAUGGAGAUGAUUCUGACCACACCCCAUCUUCUGCCUCUGAUGAAAAUUCCGAGGCGAUGUUCAGAGUUUCGUGUCGUUUGAGCUGGGAUGUCCGUGUUUUCUGAAUUUCCCCGAUUUGAUUCGUAAUGGGUCGCUUGCAUGUUUGGAUUUUCGUCUUGUUCAUAUUUGUGUUUGUAGAACUUCAGGAAAUUCGUAAAGAUGUCCAAUGUCCAAUUUGCCUUGGUAUUAUUAAGAAGACACGAACUGUUAUGGAAUGCUUGCACCGGUUUUGCAGAGAAUGCAUUGACAAGUCGAUGCGACUAGGGAACAAUGAAUGCCCUGCUUGUCGCACGCACUGUGCCAGUCGUCGUUCUUUGAGAGAUGAUCCAAACUUCGAUGCCCUAAUUGCAGCUUUAUAUUCAGAUAUUGAGAAGUAUGAGGAAGAGGAGCUUGAAUUUCGUGAAGAGGACAAGAACCGCAAUAAGCUGAUUCAAGCUUCAAUUGCAAAAGUAGUUCAACGGCAAUCUGAAGCACUGGUUAAGAGACGUAAAGAUACACCAGGUACAUUUGUAACAAGAUCACAGCGCAAUCAAAGGAAUGUUCUUUCUAGGAGACAAAACCAAGUGAUUGAUAUUCAAGGAUCUGAAAAUAAUGAGGAAAAUGACAAAAAUGAAAAGGACUCAUCUUCCGCCGAUGAGGGAUGCACAGAACUCAGGCAGAGAAAGCGGAAGAGGCGGAACAGAGCUCGCCCGUGUCAGCCAACAUCAUCGACAGCAAGUCCUGAUGGUGGAUGUGCAGAAAGUGAUAUGGAUAUAAGCAGAGAUAAUCGAGGAAUUUCGUCAAGGCAGGUGUCAAAACCUCAAAAACUUACUUGGGGAAGGGGUGGUUUUAGGAGUCACACACGGCAUGGCAGUGGCAGUGGUAGCAAUAGCAAAAGUUCCCGCAAGGGUCGCUUGGCUAAGUUGGUUGAUCAUCUCCAUAGCUUGGAUGAAAACUCCGAGUUAGAUGUCCAUCUCAUGCUUUUUUCUUUGGACAAACAAAGUACACCAAGUUUGCAGCAGCCACACCUUAGCUGUCCGCCAACGUUGUUUGUGAAGCACCUUUGUGAAUAUGUUGCUUGUCAGAUACCUUUGACAGUUGAAGAAGUUGAGAUAUUGGCAGUUAAAGGAUGCUGCAGUACAUUUUGUGAUAAGUCAGGUGAUGAGACUUCAUCCUCUGGUGAGCUAUCAACGCUGGUUAUAGAUCCUAGCAAAGAUGAACUGGAAACUUUGCAAGGGCAUGAAUCUCUGGCAGAGCUUAAAUCAAAAUGCAUGUCUAAAAGGGAGCAUUUGAUUCUGGCAUACAGGCGGAAGGAGUGAGCGUUAUACAGUUUUGAUAUCUACCAAUGCCAGGACUUAUUCUGUAUGUACAUAGGAAAAUUUUCAAUUAAAUAAACUAAAUAAUAUGGUAUAGUUUGGGGUUCUUUAAAAUUUGGUUAUUAUAUAU